Molecule: messenger RNA, 2337 nt
Organism: Penicillium soppii
Lineage: Eukaryota; Fungi; Ascomycota; Eurotiomycetes; Eurotiales; Aspergillaceae
Product: ubiquitin-specific protease UBP14
Exons: 6
Coding region: 1-2337 (778 amino acids)
Biological process (GO): protein deubiquitination
Molecular function (GO): cysteine-type deubiquitinase activity; protein binding; zinc ion binding
Source: RefSeq, a predicted model, not a curated record
AUGGCCUCUUGUAUUCACUCCGGUGCCGCGGAUCUGAUACCACCUGGAUCAUCCCAAGCUGUCUAUCGAGAAGAUUGUACUCAGUGCUUCGAUUCCAUUGAUAACGAUGCUGGUCUGAAUGUUUGCCUUCAUUGUUUUAAUGGUGGGUGCGCAGGAGAUAGAGACCAUGCCCUACUUCAUUACAAACGGUUUGGUCACUCAUUGGCGCUGAACAUCCGAAGAACACCGAAGAAAGUGCAGCGCGAUGAGCCUCCACCAAAAAUAUCCAAACUUGCAAUUGCUGCUGAAACAGAUGAGGAUAGAUAUGAUGUUGCUACGUCGGUGGUAUGCUAUGCGUGCUCUCAGGACAAUGUUGACAAAAACAAUGGCAACCUCGCUGCAAUCAUCGAAGGUGUCAUGACGGCAAUGACUUUCUCGAAAAAGGAGGAAGUCAAAGCUUGGGAGCAAGAGUUUGUUCCUUGCGAGCAUACCCUCUGUCUCGUUCAACAGGACGUUGUGCAAGCUGCCUCCUCAGAUUCGGGUCAUUGCACGGAAUGUGACCUGACAGAGAACCUCUGGCUAUGUCUAGAAUGCGGGAACAAGGGCUGUGGGCGAAGCCAAUUUGGUGGAAGCCAGGGCAACUCACACGGCCUUACUCAUGCAGACUCAACUUCACAUGCCGUUGCUGUUAAGCUCGGCUCUAUCACAGCGGAGGGUUCCGCUGACGUUUACUGCUACAAGUGCAACGAGGAGAGGGUGGAUCCAGAGCUGGCCGCGCAUCUUGCCCAUUGGGGAAUAUACCUGGCCGGACGUGAGAAGACGGAAAAGAGCUUGAUGGAGAUGCAAGUUGAACACAAUCUUAAAUGGGAAUUUUCUAUGAAAACCGAAGACGGUCGAGAGCUGACCCCAAUCUUUGGGCCUGGUUUAACGGGCCUGGCCAAUCUUGGAAACAGCUGUUAUCUCUCCAGUGUCAUGCAGAGCAUCUUUUCUGUUGCCGCAUUUCGAAAUCGAUACUACCAUCCGUCGGAAGAGCCACCACUAUGCCAGGCUCCAGCGCAAGAUCUUGAGACUCAAUUACGCAAGCUCGCAGAUGGGUUACUCUCUGGUCGAUACUCUCAACCUGAUUCCCGUACCGUUUCGUCUGUGGAUGCAACGGAAGUCGCUCACCAGAAAGGGCUGGCACCAGCAAUGUUCAAAUAUCUUGUUGGUCAAGGUCAUGAAGAGUUUGCAACAAUGAGACAGCAGGACGCAUUUGAAUUUCUUCUCCAUUUGUUCAAAUCUGUGAGCUUAUCCACACAUUCAAAUGGGCAAUCCAACCCGGUACAUGACUUCCGCUUCCAAGUUGAGCAGCGUCUACAAUGUUUGCAUUGCAAGAAAGUACGUUAUAGGGUGGAUGAGCAAGACAACAUCUCGGUAGCAGUUCCCGCGCGCCCUGUUACUACUUCUGAUGAAACAGGGACUCCGUAUAAGUCUGUAACUCUCUCCGAGUGCCUUGACAUCUUUACUUCGCCGGAGAUUGUUGAGUUGACCUGUCCGGGCUGUGGAACUCAGGAUGGAUUCUCGAAACGGUCGUUCUUCAAAACUUUGCCACAGGAGUUGGUGGUCAAUGCUCGCCGCUUUGAGCUUGUGAACUGGGUUCCCACGAAACUGGAUAUUCCUGUGUUGGUUGACGACAAGGAACUCGAUUUCAGCUCUUACCUUGCCGGUGAGCGCGAUCCAAGUGAGGAACAACUUCCGGAGGUUGAGGAAUCCACUGCUUUCGUCCCGAAUGCGGAAGCCCUCGAUCAGCUUUUGGGCAUGGGCUUCCCUUCUACGAGAUGCCAAAAGGCUCUCCAUGCCACUGGUAACAUGGAUUCGGAAACUGCCAUGAAUUGGCUAUUUGCCCAUAUGGAAGACCCAGAUAUCGAUGAACCACUGGUCUUGUCUCAGCCAGGGAAUGGAUCGGGUGUCACUGAACAGGAUCCGAUAAAGAUUGAUCAGCUCGGAGAUAUGGGCAUCGAACCUUCUCGUGCCCGGCGAGCGUUGGCUGCAACUGACGGAGAUGUCAAUCGCGCAUUGGAUUGGGUUUUCAGUCAUCCCGAUGAGGAGGUUCACCCAAGUGCUGACGAACACACUGCACAACCGCGAGGUGACACAGUUGGGCUUACCAACACGCCAGCUCGGUAUCAGUUACGGUCAAUUGUGUGCCACAAGGGCACUUCGGUUCAUGCAGGACAUUAUGUUGCCUUGGUUCGCAAACCGUUGCCGGGUCAAGAUGAGCUCUCGUGGGUGAUGUUCAACGAUGAAAAAGUCGUUAAGUUUGAGGAUGCUGAAGCGAUGAAGAAGACCGCAUAUCUUUAUUUCUUUUCACGGGUCUAG